This is a messenger RNA of Brienomyrus brachyistius, 2230 nucleotides long. RefSeq names its product cilia- and flagella-associated protein 53-like. Bases 124 to 1014 code for a protein of 296 amino acids. The record is from RefSeq and is a predicted model, not a curated record. The transcript has 2 exons. Lineage: Eukaryota; Metazoa; Chordata; Actinopteri; Osteoglossiformes; Mormyridae.
AGUUGAAUUCUAGAACACAAUGUUACCGUGACAACUCUGAUAUCAUUCUGAAGGUAUAAAUUGUGCUGUAGGCACCAAUACCACUUCAAAACAAAUCUGAUUUCGAACAAGACGCAUCUCAAAAUGAAGUGGAUUUUUCUGAACUGCUUUAGGCCGCCAGCGGUACCAAAGGACGCUGGUGAAGCUAUAGAAGCAAAGGAGGAAAGGAAAAAGAAGGACAAAGGAGGAAAAAAGAAAUCCUGGCUAAAGAAGCUUUUCACAAAAAAAGGGAAAGGAAAGAAACAUAAUACACCAAAAACUGAUGUGAGGCCGACAGAAACUCUCACUGAGGAGGAGAAAGUGAAGGAUGUGGCAAUGGUGGUGGAGAGCCAGGCAAUGGUGGUGGAGAGCCAGGCAAUGGUGGUGGAGAGCCAGGCAAUGGUGGUGGAGAGCCAGGCAAUGGUGGUGGAGAGCCAGGCAAUGGUGGAGGAGAGCCAGGCAAUGAUGGUGGAGAGCCAGGCAAUGAUAGUGGAGAGCCAGGCAAUAGUGGUGGAGUGCAAGGCAAUGGUGGAGGAGUGCAAGGCAAUGGUGGAGGAGUGCAAAGCAAUGGAGGAGAAUAGCAAGGCAAUGGAGGAGGAGUGCAAGGCAAUGGUGGAGGGGUGCAAGGCAAUUGUGGAGGAGGAAUGCAAGGCAAUGGUGGAGGAGGAGAGCAAGGCAAUGGUGGAGGAGUGCAAUGCAACGGUGAAGGAGAGCAAGGCAAUGGUGGAGGAGAGCAAAGCAAUGGUGGAGGAGUGCAAGGCAAUGGAGGAGGAGUACAAGGCAAUGGAGGAGGAGUGCAAAGCAAAGGAGGAGGAGUGCAAGGCAAUGGAGGAGGAGUGCAAGGGACUGGUGGAGGAGUGCAAGGCAAUGGUGGAGGAGAGAAAGGCAAUGGUGGAGGAGAGCAAGGCAAUGGUGGAGGAGUGCAAGGCAAUGGUGGAGCACUGCAAGGCAAGGGAGAUGAUGCAAGAUAAGGAGACUGAACAUGGAACAUACUGACUGUCAGUACUACUAAAAUGUAAAUACUUAUAAAUAAAUCAUUAAAAACGAAGAAGAGACAGGUGUUUUCAAUUGAAUGUGAGUAGGUGAUGUUAAAUGUCAGGAAUAUUCCAAAUGUCCAUUACACGUGUUGCCGAUAGGGGGUUUGGGUGAUAAGGGUUGCCUUUAAACUUUAAUAGAAUGAAAAUGCAUUACAUGUAUUUAUGUUGUAUUUCUAAUUACGUUUUUAAGGAAUAACACAUAUAACGGAAUGAAUGUAAGAUACACGUCCAGCGGGGACCCGUCCGGCCGCAGCCAUGUGUUGUUAGGAGUAGGCACAAGCGCCACGGCGUAUUUUAAAAGCAAGCACCAAAAUGUUUAAGAAAAACGUUAGCUUUAUUUUAAAAGAAAAGCAGGCGGAAUUUAAACAAGUACAAACAUGCCCGAAAGCAGCAGAAGAGAAAAUGCCGAGUUUAAACAAGCACAAGCGAAACCAAUUAACAUACAGCACGUCGUUUUAAAAGAAAGCACUUAAACUCAUUACAUUUAACCAACAUGCUUAAAGAAUUAGAAGGGAAAACUUUAGCGGUAUUUACCGGUGUUAGGUUGAAGAAAGCAUUUAAACAGCGAAAUGAGCGAGUCCCAGAGCUCGGCCAUAAUCGGCAGGUCUGUUUGAAAAAAGCGGUCGAAACGGUAGACCGAAGUGGUCAGCCCGUUUCAAAAUGGCGACACCAGAGGAGCGCCUGUUAUUUCAAAUAAACGUUAUGGUUAUAGGGGAUUAAGUAACGAAGCACUUUUCUGCUCAUGUGAAUAAUAAAUUAAAACGCUCUAAGCAUUUCAACAAGAAUCAAGGAAUAACGCGGUUAAUUCUUGAUUAAAUUAGCGAAUGCGCUCUCCUCUCUGGCUCGCUCUCAUGUAGCGCAUGCGCAUAGAGCCACACAGUUCUUUAAAGAGCCGACUCUCUUCCGUUAAUUUAAACAAGAAUUAACAGGGUUAUUCCUUGAUUCUUUUUUUAUUUUAAAUUAACGCUAAAGUUUCUUUAAAACAUUUCGGUGCUUUCUUGUGGCCCAAAGCACAGAAUACCCACACUGCUCUGACUACGCCACUGCCUGGUAAGGGCAGGAGGAACCCCUAACGUUCCUUCUGUAACGUGGCUAAGUUCGAACCCUCCCCACAAACGGACAACAAAGAGGCAUGUAAAAAUAAAAGCCAAUCCACUUUAUUACAAAUAUCUGAA